This is a messenger RNA of Ochotona princeps (American pika), 2487 nucleotides long. Its product is annotated as protocadherin gamma-B5-like. Gene Ontology annotation, cellular component: plasma membrane. Gene Ontology annotation, molecular function: calcium ion binding. The record is from RefSeq and is a predicted model, not a curated record. The transcript has a single exon. Gene Ontology annotation, biological process: homophilic cell-cell adhesion. Bases 1 to 2478 code for a protein of 825 amino acids. Lineage: Eukaryota; Metazoa; Chordata; Mammalia; Lagomorpha; Ochotonidae.
AUGGGAAGAGGGAGCGGCGCCUGGGCGAGGGGGCGCGCACACCCGCGGACGCUGCUCUUUGCCUUGCUGCUGCUACUGCUGCUGCAGCUGCCUUUGUUCUGCCGGGCGCUCUCAGAGCAGCUCCGCUACAGGAUCCGCGAGGAGAUGCCCGUGGGAACGGUGGUGGGGCACCUCGCCAGGGACCUGGGCAUCAGCGUCCCCGGGGUAGCGGCUCGCAAACUGCGCCUGAGUUCCGAGAAGCCUUACCUGAGCGUGCGUGCCGAGAGCGGGGAGCUGGUGGUGAGCGGCAGGCUGGACAGGGAGCAGCUCUGCGGGAGGAAGCCUGCCUGCUCUCUGGAGCUGGAGGCUGUGGCUGAAAACCCGCUAAACUUCUAUCACGUGAACGUGGAAGUUGAGGACAUUAAUGACCACGCGCCCAAAUUCACCCAAAGUUUCUUUGAGCUACACAUCAGUGAGUCUGCUCAUCCAGGGGCACGAUUCAUAUUGGAAGCUGCAGAAGACUCCGAUAUUGGCUUAAACGCUCUACAGAAUUAUCAACUGUCUCCUAGUGCUAGUUUCUCCUUGAUAAAUAAGGAGAAAGAAGACGGCAGUAAAUACCCGGAACUGGUACUGGAGAAAUCCCUGGAUCGGGAAGAACGAAGUGAGCACAGGCUAGUCCUGACGGCCUGGGACGGCGGAGACCCGGCCCUAAGCGGGACCGCUGAGCUGAGGAUCAGGGUCACUGACGCCAACGACAACCCCCCUGUGUUCACCCAGGAGGUGUACAGGGUCAGCCUUCGGGAAAACUCGCCCCGGGGCACCGUGGUGCUGCAGGUGUCAGCCAGCGACCAGGACGAGGACGUCAACGCAGAAAUCACAUAUUCCUUCCAGAGAACUAGCCAGGUCUUUGAUCUGAAUCCCAAGAGUGGGGAAAUGACUACUCGGCGAUCGCUGGACUAUGAAGAAACCAAGGAGUAUUCCCUAGUAGUGGAAGGCAGAGAUGGUGGGGGAUUGGUUGCACAAUGUACAGUUGAAAUUAAAAUUCAGGAUGAAAAUGACAACAGCCCAGAAGUCAGGUUCCACUCAGUCCUGGACAUGAUUCUGGAAGAUUCCGUGCCUGGAACACUAAUAGCUCUGAUCAAGGUAUAUGACAAGGAUUCCGGGGGAAAUGGGGAUGUUAAUUGUGAAUUAGAAGGUGAUGUCCCUUUUAAGAUAAUCUCCUCGUCCAAAAUUUCAUACAAAUUGGUGACAGAUGGAGUCCUUGACCGGGAACAGACUGCAGAGUACAAUGUCACCAUCACGGCCACUGACAGAGGCAAGCCACCACUCUCCUCAAGCUCAAGUGUCACAGUGCACAUUGGCGAUGUCAACGACAACGCGCCUGUCUUCCAGCAGCCCUCCUACGUGGUCCACGUGGCAGAGAACAAUCCCCCAGGAGCCUCCAUCGCGCAGGUCAGCGCCUCCGACCCAGAUCUGGGCUCCAAUGGGCAGGUCACCUACUCCAUCGUGGCCAGCGACCUGGAGGCACAAACGCUGGCGUCCUACGUGUCAGUGAGCGCACACAGUGGCGUGCUGUUCGCGCAGCGCGCCCUGGACCACGAGCAGCUGCGCGCCUUCCACCUCACGCUGCAGGCCCGCGACCAGGGCUCGCCCGCACUCAGCGCCAACGUGAGCGUGCGCGUGCUGGUGGGCGACCGCAACGACAACGCGCCGCGCGUGCUGUACCCGGCGCUGGCGCCCGACGGCUCGGCGCUCUUCGACACGGUGCCGCGCGCCGCCGAGCCCGGCUACCUGGUCACCAAGGUGGUGGCGGUGGACGCCGACUCUGGCCACAACGCCUGGCUGUCGUACCACGUGCUGCAGGCCAGCGAGCCCGGGCUCUUCAGCCUGGGGCUGCGCACGGGCGAGGUGCGCACAGCGCGCGCCCUGGGCGACAGGGACGCGGCCCGCCAGCGCCUGCUGGUGGCUGUGCGCGAUGGCGGGCAGCCGCCGCUGUCUGCCACCGCCACGCUGCACCUGGUCUUCGCGGACAGCCUGCAGGAGGUGCCGCCGGACCUGAGUGAGCACGCGGCGCCCUCGGACCCUCAGGGCGAGCUGCAGUUUUACCUGGUGCUGGCCUUGGCCGCCAUCUCCGUGCUCUUCCUGCUCACGGUGAUCCUGGCCAUCGCGCUGCGCCUGCGCCGCUCCUCCAGCUCCGCAAUGGGAGGCUGCUUCCAGCCUGGUGCUGUCUGUUCAAAAUCUGGCCCCGGAAUGCCUCCCCGCUACAGCGAGGGCACCUUGCCCUAUUCCUACAACCUGUGCGUUGCCCACACGGGAAAGACGGAGUUUAGUGUUCUAAACACUAGUGAGCAGUUGAGCACAGGACAAGACAUCCUCUGUGGUGACCCAUCCGGGUCCUUGUUUCCGCUUAGCACUCCCAGCGAGCCGACCUCCCAACCCGAGAUUCUAACACCGGUGAGUUUCACUUAUGAUUGUACCUCCUUUCCAGCUUCCAUCUAAUUUUCUAAA